AUGUCAACCCCAAAAACCUUCACUAUCGGGACUCGCAAGUCAAAACUUGCUCUGGUACAAACUAAUGAAGUUCAAAAAGCAUUACAACGAGCUUAUCCCGAUUUUGAAUUCCAAAUUUUGAGUAUGACAACUACUGGAGAUCAAAUUCUUAAUAAACCUUUAUAUCAAAUUGGUGAAAAGUCAUUAUUUACAAAGGAGCUUGAAGUCGCCUUAGAAAAUAAAACCGUUGAUUUAGUAGUUCAUAGUCUAAAAGACUUGCCUACUACUUUACCUAAAGGAAUGACAAUUGGCGCGAUAUUAAAAAGAGAGGACCCGAAUGAUGCUGUGAUUAUUAAAGAAGGCCUAACUACCAAAUCCUUAGAGGAAUUACCAAAAGGCAGCAUUGUUGGAACUAGUAGUGUUAGAAGAAUUUCUCAAUUGAAAAAUUCGUUUCCUGAUCUGAUUUUCCAGAAUAUUAGAGGUAAUCUGGACACUCGGCUUGCAAAAUUAGAUAAUCCGGAUGGGGAGUAUUCUGCUAUAAUAUUAGCUGUCGCAGGUCUUGUACGAUUAGGUCUGAAUCACCGAAUAUCACAAAUUCUUCCACCAACUAUUAUGCUAUAUGCUGUUGGACAAGGUGCAUUGGCUAUCGAGUGUCGGGAUGAUGAUAAAGAUAUCAUUGAGUUGCUUUCGGUGCUGGAAGAUGCGGACACAAAAUUGCGAUGCACAGCCGAACGGUCAUUAUUGAGAGCUUUAGAAGGUGGAUGUAGCGUUCCAAUUGGUGUUAACACGAGUUUUGUCGAGGAAAAAGAAGGUAAACGUAUGCUAAGGCUGGAAAGCUUAGUUGCUCAACUAGAUGGUUCGAAAAUUAUUCGUGCUGAAAUAACUAAAUAUGUUGAUGGAAUCGGCACGGCUAAUGAGUUAGGCAAGGAGGUCUCAAAAAUUCUGAUUGAACGAGGGGCAAGGAAUAUAAUCGAAGAAUUAAAACAUUGA
Messenger RNA from Dentiscutata erythropus, 969 nucleotides. The record is from the annotation of a GenBank genome assembly. NCBI's taxonomy places the organism in Eukaryota, Fungi, Glomeromycota, Glomeromycetes, Diversisporales, Gigasporaceae.